Messenger RNA from Eucalyptus grandis, 1174 nucleotides. RefSeq names its product polyadenylate-binding protein 2. Gene Ontology annotation, molecular function: RNA binding. The transcript has 6 exons. The record is from RefSeq and is a predicted model, not a curated record. NCBI's taxonomy places the organism in Eukaryota, Viridiplantae, Streptophyta, Magnoliopsida, Myrtales, Myrtaceae. Bases 112 to 777 code for a protein of 221 amino acids.
CCGUUUCCGUGCGAAGCUCGUCGCAGAGACCACAAAAAAUUCAGCUGUCGCCUGACGGAGGGUUUGGUCGGGUGUGCGUGCGAGAGCGAAAGCGAGAGAGAGAGAGAGAGGAUGGAAGAAGAAGAGCACGAGGUGUAUGGCGGAGAGAUCCCCGUGGAGGGCGAGCUGGAAGGCGACAUGGACACCCACCACGCCGACGUCGACAUGUCCACCGCCGAUGACGACGCCGUCAAGGAGCUGGAUGAGAUGAAGAAGAGGCUGAAGGAAAUGGAAGAGGAGGCUGCUGCUCUCCGCGAGAUGCAAGCCAAGGUCGAGAAGGAAAUGGGUGCUGUCCAAGAUCCUGCUAGUGCAGCUGCUUCUCAGGCAAACAAGGAGGAAGUCGAUACCAGAUCUGUGUUUGUUGGAAAUGUUGAUUAUGCUUGUACCCCUGAAGAAGUACAGCAACAUUUUCAAUCAUGUGGUACAGUCAACCGAGUGACAAUUCUUACUGAUAAAUUCGGCCAUCCAAAGGGCUUUGCUUAUGUUGAGUUCCUUGAAGUUGAAGCUAUUCAGGAGGCUCUCCUUCUGAACGAAUCUGAAUUGCAUGGACGUCAGCUGAAGGUUUUGCCAAAACGGACCAACGUUCCUGGGAUGAAGCAGUACUUCCCAAGGCGCUUUAACCCAUACGCGAGUUACAGGUUCCGGAGGCCGUAUGUACCUCCUUAUUUCUACUCUCCUUAUGGAUACGGGAAGGUUCCCAGGUUCAGAAGGCCGGCGCGCUACAUGCCUUAUUACUAGAAGUCCUGCAUCAUCUGUUGGCACUUCUGCGAUUCAUCGAAAAGUGGGUACUUCCACAUGUUAAGUUUCGUAGGGGAAAUGCUUCUAGUGGUAUCGCAUGUUUAUUAGACUCUGCUCGUAUUAUUAUCAACCGAAUGAUUUAAGAGAUUAUAUAUCUGGAUUAGUGGCUGUGACUUCUAGACAUUUAUCUGUGGUCAUAGCUGAAGAUUUGGAGCAGCCUCGAGAGGCAUGCCUUUUUCCCCUCUCUCUUGAUACUUUUAUGUGGCAUGUCUGCAAAACAUAGGACACGGUUGGUCUCAGCUUUACCCUGAUUUCUGCUUGAUUUGAGAAGGAUUUUGUUGACUAGUGCUCCAAGCACUUGUUGAAAAUCCAAAUAAAAAAGUACAGUACUUUUAAA